GUCAUCCGUCAAGACGUCGUCCUACGGGGGCCACUUCUCGAGGGACUUCUUGUUCCACACUGCCGCUGGGAGACCGCUGUCCAUGCCUCGACCGGUGUCCGCCCAGACUCGGAACGAGAACGUCAUGAAGCUCACGGCUGCGAGGCAAUUGCACAACACAUCAGACGCCGUCGAGAAGCUACGACUUCUCUGCCUUCAGCGGGGCUCGGCCGGCAUUCUGGGCCUGGGAAAAGUAUUCCGUCGGAUGGACGACAACGGCAGUGGCGACUUGUCUCGUGACGAGUUCAUCAAAGGACUGGACGAUUCCGGCAUGGCGCCAUUCCUCGAAGCCGAGGACUACGACAAGCUGUUCGAGAUGUUCGACGCGGACAACUCUGGGACGAUAAAGUUCGACGAAUUCAUCCGCACUAUCAGACCCAAGAUGAGUCCCAGCCGAGAGGCACUGGUGGCCAAGGCAUUCCAAAAGCUCGACCGUUCGGGCGAUGGUCAGGUGACCUUCGAGGACCUGAAGAGCGUGUACAACGUGCGCAACCACCCCGACUACCUGAAUGGACAGAAGACGGAGCGAGAACUGUUGAACAAGUUCCUGGCCACUUUUGAAGAAGGAGGCGUCGUCGACGGCGUUGUGACCAAGGAGGAAUUCUUCGACUACUAUUCGGGCGUGAGUGCUUCCAUCGACGAAGACGCCUAUUUCGACCUGAUGAUGAGAACCUGUUGGAAGCUAUAGCCUCGAUCGACUGGGAUACACACACAGACCCCCCGCACGCCCGUGUGCAUUUCCUUUCCCUGUCCAUUUCACCCCGAGUAUGUUUUUUUCACGUCACCGAAUGCUUCCCACGAGAUGACUACAUUUGUCUGGGCACAUAAUAUAAAAAAAAAAAAAACGUUUGGAUGUGUGUCGCAAGGGCCAAAGGAUUAAGGAGGAUUAAAA
Rhipicephalus sanguineus (brown dog tick) is the source of this 931-nucleotide messenger RNA. RefSeq names its product calcyphosin-like protein. Gene Ontology annotation, molecular function: calcium ion binding. The transcript has 4 exons. The record is from RefSeq and is a predicted model, not a curated record. The coding region runs from base 83 to 727 and encodes 214 amino acids. Lineage: Eukaryota; Metazoa; Arthropoda; Arachnida; Ixodida; Ixodidae.